This is a messenger RNA of Oncorhynchus nerka (sockeye salmon), 8754 nucleotides long. Its product is annotated as intermembrane lipid transfer protein VPS13C-like. The record is from RefSeq and is a predicted model, not a curated record. NCBI's taxonomy places the organism in Eukaryota, Metazoa, Chordata, Actinopteri, Salmoniformes, Salmonidae. Gene Ontology annotation, cellular component: extrinsic component of membrane. Gene Ontology annotation, biological process: mitochondrion organization; protein retention in Golgi apparatus; protein targeting to vacuole.
AUGCUGCCUUCCCCUGUCCACUGUUGCCUUCCCCGUGUCCGUGCCCGACUGUUGUCUUCCCGUGUCCGACUGUUGCCUCCCCCCGUGUCCGACUGUUGCCUCCCCCGUGUCCGACUGUUGCCUCCCCCGUGUCCGACUGUUGCCUCCCCCGUGUCCGACUGUUGCCUCCCCCGUGUCCGACUGUUGUCUUCCCUGUGUCCUUGCCUUCCCCGUGUCCGACUGUUACCUCCCCCGUGUCCGACUGUUGCCUCCCCCGUGUCCGACUGUUGUCUUCCCUGUGACCCCAAGUCCAAGUCCUUCUUCUUCAACAAGCAGGACACCAAUGUCUUCAUGGGUCUCUGUUGUCUUCAUGGUCUCUGUCCUGCUGUGUUAGUGUCUUCAUGGUCUCUGUCCUUCGCCCCCCCCCAGACAUUUCUGGAUAACUUCCAGAUGGCCAAAGAGGCGUUGAGUGUGGCCACGGCCCAGGCAGCAGAGAAGGCGGCCUCCAGCGUCAGAGACUUUGCCCAGAAGAGCUUCCGUCUCUCCAUGGACGUCAAGCUGAAGGCCCCUCUCAUCGUCAUCCCUCAGUCCUCCACCUCACGCGAUGCGUUUGUGGUGGACCUGGGACUCAUCACCGUGGGCAACAGUUUCAGUCUGAUGUCUGCUGAAGGGUUCUCGCUCCCCGUUGUCUUGGACACCAUGGACGUCAAACUCACUCAGCUCAAACUGUCCAGGACCACGCUGAAACAAGGCUCCCCACAGACAGACAUUGAGAUCCUUCAGCCAAUCAAUUUAGAGCUUCUGGUCAAACGUAACCUGGCCUCUUCCUGGUACAACAAGAUCCCUGGAGUAGAGGUUCAAGGAAUGCUCAAGUCUAUGAAUAUGGCUCUCGGUGAGGAGGACUUUGGUGUCCUGAUGAAGACACUGAGGGAGAACAUCGGAGAGGGCAGCAAAGAGCACGUCAUGGACGUCAAGAAACAAGUAGCCCGAGACAAGGCAGAGCAGCACCAGCUGGAGGGGAAUGAGGUGGGAUGUCAACCUGUGGAGGCUGGAGGAGGAGGACAACCUGUUGCUGUCACCAAUGCAGGAGGACUGGGAGAAAACAUCGUCAAUAUGCUGCUCAACCUGGAGAUUAAGGAGGUGGUUGUGAAGCUGAAGAAGUCCAGGUCAGAUCAGAAGGAGAGUCCGUUCCUGGUUCUCCACGUAGCCCAGCUGGGCAUCCACACCAAUGUCAGGAAGUACGACAUGGUGGCCACAACGUACAUCAAGAAAAUCUCUAUGAAGUGCCUGGAGUUCUCAGAUUCCAACGGUGAACCACUGUGUCUGAUCAGUUCCUCUGUGGAGUCAGGUGCUGACCUUCUCAAAGUGGAAUACUUCAAGGCUGACAGAAACAGGCCAAACUUUGCCACUGUUCACAAGAAUACUGAGCAGAUGAUCAACGUGACCUUCACCUCCCUGGAUCUACUGCUUCACACGGAGGCUCUCCUCUCCACCAUAGACUUCCUGUCUUCUGCCCUGUCCUCCGGCAGCCUGCCCCCCUCACCAGAGGAGCCUAAGCAGAAGUCUGAGGAGAGCAGCAGGGCCAUCUCCGCCAAGUCAACGGCUCUAGGUUCUCCGUCGGACGGCGACGUCGUCGACCUGAAGGUGACGAUGCGGCUGGGGGCGUUCAACGUCCUAGUGUGUGAUCAGAACUGCAACAUGGCUGACAUCAAGAUACAAGGUUUCAAUGGAUCCCUCCUGAUGCAAGGGCCUCAAACCCACAUCUCUGCCCGCCUUCGGGAUUUCAUCGUCAUUAACGUUGACCCAAAAAGUAUUCACAAAAAGGCCAUCUCUAUCGUAGGAGACGAGGUGUUUAGUUUCAGUAUGAGUCUGACCCCCAAGGCCACAGAGGGAGCCGGCUACGCAGACACCUCCAAGACAGACGGGAAGGUUCAGCUCAACGUGGGCUGUGUCCAAGUCGUCUACCUCCACAAGUUUGUCAUGUCUUUGCUGAAUUUCAGCAACAACUUCCAGACGGCCAAAGACGCGUUGAGUGUGGCCACGGCCCAGGCAGCGGAGAAGGCGGCCUCCAGCAUCAGGGACUUUGCCCAGAAGAGCUUCCGUCUCUCCAUGGACAUCAGGUUGAAGGCCCCUCUCAUCAUCAUCCCUCAGUCCUCCACGUCACACAAUGCACUGGAGGUGGACCUGGGGCUCAUCACCGUGGGCAACAGCUUCUCUCUUCUUGCUGUGGAGGGAUGUCCACUUCCUGCUGUCAUUGACCACAUGGACGUACAGCUCACACAGCUCAAACUGUCCAGGAUUUACAUGGAAAAUGACUCUCAGCCCAGUACUGAGCUGCUGGAGCCUGUCAACCUGCUCCUAACAGUGAAGAGGAACCUGGCUGCAGCAUGGUACCAGAAGAUGGCCGCCGUAGAGGUAGAGGGAGACCUCAAGCCUAUGAAGGUUGCCCUGAGUCAGGACGACCUGACAGUUCUGUUGAGGAUCCUGAUGGAGAACAUUGGAGAAGCCAGCGGUCUGCCGCCAGACCAACACACCAGCCCCGACACGACAGCCCUGACACACAAGACCACGCCGAUGCUCAAAACAGACUACCCCAAAGACGGUGUUGAGAACACGGUUGAACUUCCAGAACGACAGGUAGAAGAGGAACCCCUGGAAACCAUGACGUUUAUCUUCAACAUAGAGUCCCUGGGACUGGUCCUGUACAGCAAUGACCCGAAACAGGUAACGGCUGUGUCUCAACACCAGGAGAGGCUGUGUCUGGGCGAGUUGACCUUUCACCUGAUGAAGGCUUCAGGGAAGAUGUUUAAUAACGGGUCCAUGGAGGUCUCUACCAUCCUCACAGCCUGCACCCUGGACGACAUGAGGACAGGGGUACAGAGAGUUACCUCACGGAUGCUGGGUAAGCGUGACGAGGCGAGCGAGGAAGCCAUGAUAGACGUGUCGUACACGCAGAGCGCCGGCGAGCGCCAGGUGGUGGCGGUGGUACAGAAGCUCUAUCUGUGCGCCAGCGUUGAGUUUCUCAUGGCAGUGGCAGACUUCUUCAUCCAGGCCCUGCCCCAGAGCUCUGCCCAGGACGUGCCCACUAACACCAAGCUAGCCCUGCCAGGCCUGGCCAAGACCUCCCAGCUACCCCUCAAACAGCUGGCCGAGCUUCGGGAUAGAGCCAACACUGACCCCAGGACAGGUAAGGGGAGAGAGAGAGAGGGUGGGGGAGAAUCUGACCCCUGUCAUCCUGAACCAGUGAUGACCAUCACGGCAGCCAACCGAAACCCAAAGGCUGUGCAGAGUGGAGGAGUCAUUAUCAAACAUGACUUUCCCAUCCAGGUGACGGAGAGUUUCAGUGACCAGGACGGCCGUAACUUUGGGGAGAGUUUCAAGGUGGAUGUGAAGGUUAUUCAGGUGACCAUGGAGUCUGGUCUGGGCCACAGGACGGUCCCCCUCCUGCUGGCUGAGAGCUCUCUGUCUGGGACGGCCAAGAACUGGUCCUCCCUCCUCUACCUCUGCUCUGACAUGACCCUGGAGGUGAACUACUUCAAUGAGACCCAUGCUGUCUGGGAACCGCUGAUAGAGAGAGUGGAGGACGGCUAGAGGUACUGGAACCUCAACCUAGAGAUGAAGAACAACCCCGUGCAGGAUAAGAGCCCUGUUCCCGGGGAUGACUUCGUGGUUCCCGAGCCACGCACCGCCAUCAACAUCUGUUCCAAAGACACCAUGAACAUCACCGUCUCUAAGUGCUGCCUCAAUGUGUUAACCAACCUGGCCAAGGCAUUCUCUGAGGCACAGCCUCUAUUUGACCACAGUCUGAAGGAGAGCCCCUUCACCAUCCGCAAUGCGCUGGGCAUCCCUCUCACCGUGCAGCACAGUGCCAACCUGCGGGUGGUGGCCCCUGGGCAGGGCAAGCUCCACGAGGUGGGGGUAGGGCAGAGCGUGGACCUGGAGUACUCUGGGUCGGGAACCUCGACACGGGGCAAACUGUCUGCUUUGCAACGCCAGGAGAGCUGCCUCUUCAACCUCAGCAUCGCUCCUACAGGUUACAGUGAGAUCUCCAACAUGGCGGUGGAUCAGCCUGGCAGGAGGCUGUAUAACGUGAGAGAUCCCGUGCUGCAGGAGAACGUGUCCGUGUUGGUACAGACUGACGCCUCAGAGGGAAACAAGGUCAUCACCGUCCGUUCUCCGCUACAGAUCCAGAACCAUUUCUCAGUGCCGUUUACCAUCCUGAAGUACUGCCCCAAAUCCAGAGGGAUGGUUAAUAUAGGACUGGCAGAGCCCGAGAAAGAGUCUGAUGUAGCCCUGGACUCCUACAGGUGUCAGCUCUUCCUCCAGCCAGCCGGGCGCCUGGAGGGCCAGUACGGCCCGUCGUCUACCUGUAUCGCCUGGAAGGAGCAGGUCCACCUGAGCUCUGAGGUGCGGUCCCUUCUCCAGUGUCCGUCGGCAGACAGCAGCUUCCUGCCCCUCCAGGUGACCACCUUGGCCACACCAGAUCAUCUGUCCUUCAUUUCCUCCCAGCGAGAGGACGACUGGGACCCUGCCUACGUCAUCCACCUCCACCCAGCUGUGACCCUCCGGAACCUUCUGCCUUACAGCAUCAGAUAUCUACUGGAGGAUCAUGGAGGAUCAAACCACCCGCCUUACAGCAUCAGAUAUCUCAGGGACGUCGUCCUCUUCUCCUUCAAGAAAAAGAACAUCUUCAGCAAGAACAAGCUGCAGCUCUGUGUGUCCACCAGUUCCUGGUCUGAUGGCUUCUCAUUGGAUACGGUGGGGAGUUAUGGGUGUGUCAGAUGCCCUGCCAACACCAUGGACUAUCUGGUUGGCGUCAGCAUUCAGAUGAGUAGUUUCAACCUGACCAAGAUGGUGACCAUGAGUCCGUUCUUCACGCUGGUCAACAAGUCUUCCUACGAGCUGGAGGUGGGAGAGGUGCAGACAGAGGAGGGCAGCGUCAACGGGAAGUGGCACUACAUCUCCUCUACAGAGUGCCUCCCCCUCUGGCCAGAGUUGAUCACAGGGAAGCUGUGUGUCAGGGUCGUGGGCUCAGACUCCAAGUCCAAGUCCUUCUUCUUCAACAAGCAGGACAACGGCACCCUGUUGGGCAUGGAUCAGUAUGGAGGUGUGAUCGUCGACGUGAACAUCUCAGACAACUCUACUGUGAUCAGCUUCACUGACUAUUAUGAUGGAGCUGCUCCAGCUCUCAUAGUCAACCACACACCCUGGGUUACCAUCUCCUACAGACAGAGCGGUUCCACAGAGAGCAGAGCGCUGAAUCCAGGAGAAGCCCAGAGGUUUGCCUGGGACAACCCUGCAGGGGUCCGCAAACUCAGCUGGAAGUGUCAGGAGCACAGCAGUGGAGACCUGGACCUGGUUAAGGAUGAGUGUGGUCAGUUUGCGUACGACGGUCUAUCCCAGGUCCACUGGGUGUCCUUCCUGGAUGGUCGCCAGCGCGUGCUGCUCUUCACCGAGGACGUUGCCGUGGUGACCAAGGCGCGGCAGGCGGAGGAGCUGGAGCAGUUCCAACAGGAAGUGAACGUGUCGCUGCAGAACCUUGGCCUGUCGCUCGUCAACAACGACAACCGCCAGGAGAUCGCAUAUGUCGGCAUCACCAGCUCUGGUGUGGUGUGGGAGAUGAGACCUAAGAGCCGAUGGAAGCCUUUCAACCAGAGGAACAUCAGGCUGUUGGAGAAGGCCUACCAGAAACACCUGGCUGGAGGCACACCUGAACCCGGCUGGGUCAAACUGGAGACCAACUUAGAGGUGAACUUUGGGAAGGUUCCCAUGGUGAUGCGUCAGCCCUUUUCCAGUACUAUCAGGAGGAACUUCCUGUCUGGGAUUCAUGUGGAGUUCAAACAGUCGCCUCAUCAGAGAAGUCUCCGGGCCCAGCUACACUGGCUACAGGUGGACAACCAGCUGACUGGAGCUUUAUUCCCCAUUGUGUUCCACCCUGUUCCUCCUCCAAAGUCCAUCGCUCUGGACUCAGAACCAAAGCCUUUUAUGGACGUCAGCAUCAUCACCAGGUUUAACCAACACAGUCAGGUCACGCAGUUCAAGUACUUCAUGGUUCUGGUCCAGGAGAUGGCUGUGAAGAUUGACCAGGGAUUCCUGGGAGCCAUCUUGGCCCUGUUCACCCCAGCUGCCGAAUCGCAUGUGGACAAACAGAAGACCAAGCUGAUAGAGAAGGACUUGGCGAUGUUACAGGCUGAAUUGAUGGAGGCGUCCAUGACCGACAACUCAGGCCUCAGCUUCUUUGAAUACUUCCACAUCUCCCCCAUCAAACUACACCUCAGUCUGUCUCUGGGCUCUAGUGGAGACGAGUCUGGUCAACAGGAGAUGAUGGCCAUCCAGUCAGUCAACCUUCUGUUGAAGAGUCUUGGAGCGACACUGACCGACGUAGACGACCUCAUCUUCAAACUUGCCUACUAUGAGGUGAACUACCAGUUCUACAGGACAGAGAAGCUGAUGUGGGCUGUGGUUAGACAUUACAGUGAGCAGUUCCUGAAACAGAUGUAUGUGUUGGUGCUGGGCCUGGAUGUCCUGGGGAACCCGUUCGGCCUGAUCAGAGGCCUGUCUGAAGGAGUGGAGGCCUUCUUCUACGAGCCCUUCCAGGGAGCGGUUCAGGGACCUGAGGAGUUCGCUGAGGGCUUUGUGAUCGGAGUACGCAGUCUACUGGGUCACACUGUCGGUGGCGCUGCAGGCAUGGUGUCCCGUAUUACGGGGUCGGUGGGUAAAGGACUGGCUGCCAUCACCAUGGAUAAAGAGUACCAGCAAAAGAGACGGGAGGAGAUGAACAGACCACCCAGAGACUUUGGAGAGAGUCUGGCCAAGGGAGGCAUGGGAUUCUUUAAGGGGGUCGUUGGUGGGGUAACAGGCAUCGUCACCAAACCUGUGGAAGGGGCCAAGAAGGAGGGAGCGGCGGGGUUCUUCAAGGGCAUAGGGAAGGGUCUGGUGGGGGUGGUGGCCAGGCCGACAGGGGGCAUCGUAGACAUGGCCUCCAGCACCUUCCAAGGCAUACAGAGGGUGGCAGAGUCGACAGAGGAAGUGACGAAGCUGAGGCCGGUCAGACUGAUCCGAGAGGAUGGAAUCAUCCGACCUUACGACCAGGAGGACGCCAAGGGAUACGACCUUUUCCAGAGGUCAGAGAUCAAGCAGCUGGAAGGAGAGAUCUUCAGAGAACACUGUUUGUACCCUGGACACAGGAAGACCAACGUCAUAGUGACCAACAGGAGAGUGAUGUGUGUGAAGGAGGUGGAGUUUGUGGGACACUUCAACAAAGAGUGGGAGUGUCUGUUUGAGCAUUUCUCAAGGCCUCCGUACGUGGAAGGAGGAGACCUGAUGAUCUACUGCAAGGAACAGAACAAGCUGAAGUUCCAAAAGAGAGAUGGACAGGAACCCAUGAGAGUGCUGCACCUCAAGAACCCUGCCACUGCCCAGAAACUGUGUGAGGCCAUAGAGCAGGCCCAGUCGGCCCAGAGGCAGCAUCGGAUGGUGAAGCAAAAAUCACAGCGCUUUCUCAAACUGGGAGACAAGUGUUGAUGUCAUCGCCGGCCCGGCAUGAUGUCAUGGUUACCCAGAAUGAUGUCAUGGUUACCCAGAAUGAUGUCAUGGUUACCCAGCCUGACGUGAUCACUACUCAGUAGGUGAUCACCACCCAGAAUGAUGUCAUGGUUACCCAGAAUGAUGUCAUGGUUACCCAGCCUGACGUGAUCACUACUCAGUAGGUGAUCACCACCCAGAAUGAUGUCAUAGUUACCCAGAAUGAUGUCAUGGUUACCCAGCCUGAUGUGAUCACUACUCAGUAGGUGAUCACUACUCAGAAUGUCACCACUGCUCAGCCAGUACACUGUUCCUCACACUGCUACUGCCCAGCCCAACACACUGCUACUGUACUGCCCAGCCCAACACACUGCUACUGUACUGCCCAGCCCAACACACUGCUACUGUACUGCCCAGCCCAACACACUGCUACUGUACUGCCCAGCCCAACACACUGCUACUGCCCAGCCCAACACACUGCUACUGUAGUGCCCAGCCCAACACACUGCUACUGUACUGCCCAGCCCAACACACUGCUACUGUACUGCCCAGCCCAACACACUGCUACUGUACAGCCCAACACACUGCUACUGUACUGCCCAGUCCAACACACUGCUACUGUACUGCCCAACACACUGCUACUGUACUGCCCAGUCCAACACACUGCUACUGUACUGCCCAGCCCAACACACUGCUACUGUACUGCCCAGUCCAACACACUGCUACUGUACAGCCCAACACACUGCUACUGUACUGCCCAGCCCAACACACUGCUACUGUACUGCCCAGCCCAACACACUGCUACUGUACUGCCCAGCCCAACACACUGCUACUGUACUGCCCAGCCCAACACACUGCUACUGUACUGCCCAGCCCAACACACUGCUACUGCCCAGCCCAACACACUGCUACUGCCCAGCCCAACACACUGCUACUGUACUGCCCAGCCCAACACACUGCUACUGUACAGCCCAACACACUGCUACUGCCCAGCCCAACACACUGCUACUGUACUGCCCAGCCCAACACACUGCUACUGUAGUGCCCAGCCCAACACACUGCUACUGUAGUGCCCAGCCCAACACACUGCUACUGUACUGCCCAGCCCAACACACUGCUACUGUACUGCCCAACACACUGCUACUGCCCAGCCCAACACACUGCUACUGUACUGCCCAGCCCAACACACUGCUACUGUACUGCCCAGCCCAACACACUGCUACUGUACUGCCCAGCCCAACACACUGCUAC